CUCUCUUUCUAUCUUGUAGCCCCACUCCAGGUUGUCUAUAAAUUGGACAUGCACGCAAGACUAUUGGAUGAACCAAAAGACACUAGAUAACCCCUUGCUUAGAAAAUGGAGUACUCUAGUGGAUUUCCUAGAAAAAGAGAUGUUUCUCUUCAUGAACUUAGCAGAAGGCUUGCUGAGUUUGCUGAAGUAAGAGGAUGGGAUCAAUAUCACAGUCCCAGAAAUCUUCUUUUAGCUCUUGUGGGAGAGGUGGGGGAGUUGUCUGAGAUAUUCCAGUGGAAAGGAGAGGUUGCAAAGGGAUUGCCAAAUUGGAGUUCUGAUGAUAAGGAGCACUUGGAGGAAGAGCUUUCAGAUGUUUUGCUGUAUCUAGUGCGUCUUGCUGAUGUUUGUGGGCUAGAUCUUGGACAAGCAGCUCUAACAAAAAUAGUAAAGAAUGCUAAGAAAUACCCAGUUACUAAUGAUCACACGCCCACUUCCACCUAGUUCUUAAUUUCUCAUGCAUUUUUACUACUAUGCUAUUGCUACCUACCCAAAAAGAAAAACAAAUUGCAUCUGUGUAAUGUAACUUAGCUUGGUUUUAGUUUUGGAACUGAGUCCACUACCCUUCUAUCUUCACCGUCUAAGAAGAGCAAACCUUUUAAAGAAGCAAUAAGUAUUUAAUAAUUUGUGUUA
Cajanus cajan (pigeon pea) is the source of this 669-nucleotide messenger RNA. RefSeq lists its product as uncharacterized. NCBI's taxonomy places the organism in Eukaryota, Viridiplantae, Streptophyta, Magnoliopsida, Fabales, Fabaceae. Gene Ontology annotation, molecular function: nucleoside triphosphate diphosphatase activity. The record is from RefSeq and is a predicted model, not a curated record. Gene Ontology annotation, biological process: nucleoside triphosphate catabolic process.